Messenger RNA from Sinocyclocheilus rhinocerous, 2991 nucleotides. It is a transcript of the gene ctdsp1, whose product is annotated as CTD (carboxy-terminal domain, RNA polymerase II, polypeptide A) small phosphatase 1. Gene Ontology annotation, molecular function: RNA polymerase II CTD heptapeptide repeat phosphatase activity. NCBI's taxonomy places the organism in Eukaryota, Metazoa, Chordata, Actinopteri, Cypriniformes, Cyprinidae. The coding region runs from base 154 to 1101 and encodes 315 amino acids. The transcript is spliced from 7 exons. The record is from RefSeq and is a predicted model, not a curated record.
UGUUUGUAUGUUGAAAUUGAGAGCAGAGCCGAACUCCAUGUUGUGAAAAGUUAUCAUCUAGGAACUUAACUUUUUAUAAUUAUUUUUAUUUUUGUCGUCUAACUUAUAAAAGCAUAGAUAUCACAUUCAGCCUCGUAUGGUGUCGCAUUAUGAAUGUUCUUAAGCGGUAAAAGUCUUGGAUUUUUGGGGGCAUUUGCAGUUAGUUUUUUUCUUCAUUUUUUUUCCAAUUCAAUUGUAGCCAACGGAAAUAUUUUAAUACGGAAGCCCAUUUUAAGUUGCGUUUUUACUGGCUUUACGGAUCUCAUGGACCACCCGUCCUCGUCGAUCAUAACGCAAGUGAGCAGGGAUGAAGAAUCCAGUGCUCCUUUACGGGACAGAGGUGCCCCUCCACAUGCUGCAUCCUCAUCGAAGAAACCCCGCAGUCGUGGCAUUUUCCACAGUCUCUUCUGCUGCCUUUGUCAUGACGAAACGGAUCACGUGCCUGUCAAUAACAACGCCCCGCUGCUGGUGGAAGAGAAUGGAACCAUCUCAAAAGUCCCAGCCAAACCACUUCUUCCACAGAUAAAGUCUAAAGAUGUAGGGAAGAUCUGUGUAGUCAUUGAUCUGGAUGAAACACUAGUCCACAGUUCAUUCAAGCCGGUAAACAAUGCUGACUUUAUCAUUCCAGUGGAAAUUGAUGGAACAGUACAUCAGGUGUAUGUGUUGAAGAGACCUCAUGUUGACGAGUUUCUCAAACGGAUGGGUGAACUGUUCGAGUGUGUGUUAUUCACUGCAAGCUUAGCCAAGUAUGCUGAUCCCGUCUCGGAUCUGCUGGACAAGUGGGGAGCUUUCCGAAGCCGUCUUUUCCGGGAAUCUUGUGUGUUCCACCGUGGAAAUUAUGUCAAGGACCUAAGCCGUCUAGGCAGGGAUCUUAACAAAGUCAUCAUUGUGGACAACUCGCCAGCCUCCUACAUCUUCCACCCAGACAAUGCUGUACCUGUUGCCUCCUGGUUUGAUGACAUGUCUGACACAGAGCUGCUGGAUCUCAUCCCUUUCUUUGAGAGACUGAGUAAAGUGGAUAAUGUCUACACUGUGCUGAAGCAGCAGAGGACUACUAGCUAGCACAACACUAAGGGCAGCUGUCACUAUGGGGCCAGGGAGGCCGCUGGGCUUGGAGCACCACACUGCUUCCCCCUAACAGGACCAGCCACUAGCUCAGUCCUCAUCACCUACCCAGAAUUCCAUUCAUAUGAUGUUUGAUAGAGAAAAAGAAGUUGAAUGACAGAACUGUGAAGGACAGCUUUAGCUAUUACAUGCAUUCAAUAAGAAGCUGAUUGUUUUAACACUCAGUUGCGUGAAUCUCAGGAAAGCAGGCAAGACCAUAUUUCACCCUGAAGUCAAAUAAUAGAAAUGAUUUUUUGCUUAAAGAAAAUGAAAGAGAUGCUUUUUUGCCUUUGUGACAUUAUUUUGACAAUUAAGCACAUUCCCUCCAAUUUUUCUCAUAAUGCAAAAAUUCAAACUUAUAUUUACUGUAAUGUGUAAAAAAAAAAAUUAUUUAAAUUGUAUUUAUAUAUUAUGGUUGUAUUUGUUGUACUGCCUUUAAUUUAUGCUUGUUUAUAAGAAACGUACUGUAUUACAGUAAUCUAAUUGUGAAUAAUAAUGGAAAUUGAAAAAAAUAAAGCUAAAGCAAAAUGUCCAGAUGUAUUAUGGUAUUAAUGAGGGACAAAUUGUUUAAUUGUCAUAAAAUUAAUUUCACAAUGCAAAAAAAUAAAUAAAUGCUUUGUUUUCUAUAUGCAAAUAUCAUUUUAUAUUUAUUUUUCUUUUGAUUUUAGGGGGUAAUGUGGCCUGGGCAUGUUUUCGUGUGAUUCACCCAAAAACGUGUUAUUCCUUCUUUGCAACUCUUUCAUUUUCAUGGUUGAGGGAAGCCCUGUUAAAAUGAAACAAGUUGAUUGUCCUCUUUAGUUGGUGAUUUGAGAAGAUCAGUUUUUUAAGAAAACGACUUCCUCUUCUUGUACGUUUAUAUCUUGAGUUAAACUUCCCUCAUUCCCUGUUUAUCGAGUUUACUUCAAGAUCUUACUUCAAGUGAGGACAAAACCAUGAAUGGCAAUCACAUGGAAUAAUAUGCUGUCUUUUUUAUCUAGCCAACUUUAUUGGACUCUAAAACAAGCUUUCAUCAUCCCUUUAUUUUUCAAAAAUCAUGUUUUUUUUCUUCUCCUCCAAUUUCUAAAUCAGAUAUGAAAAAGACUCAUGAUGCAAUCAGCCCACACUUGAAAUUCAAGUUUCACAAAGCAACAGUUGUAAGAAAGGGAAAUUGGCCCAGCACUUCGUGUCACACGGCCCGUUUUCACUCAGAAGGUUAAGCUAAUGCACCUUUUGAAUCAUAUACAGUAUGCUUUAUUUUGUCUAAUGCGAGGUCAUUCACCUUGGCCUUAAAAUUACUGUAGCAAAAAUUCAUCAGACAAUAUCAAAGUGGUCUUAUUUACAAAAUCAGUUUGUCUGAUACUGUAUAGUUUUAGAUUCAUAACCGUAUGCAAUUUGUGUGUUUAUAUUAAUCAAAACAAGUAAAGAAUACUGGAAUCAAACCUUGAUUUGUCAGUGGAAGCAGAUGUUCGAGUUGUAAUGCCUUAACUCUCCAUUAGAUCACUAAGCUGUCAGAUGGUUCAUUGAGAAAGUGAUUUGGGCAUUGGCGUAAGCAUGCCAUACUGUGGACUGGAGAGCCCCUGUUAAUGUGCAGUUGACGUGCCUUCUUGUUAGUUGCCAUUUAAUAUGGAUGGUUUUCCUUUUGGGGAUUGUAUACUUGCUCAGAACUAUCCGAGUUGAUUGUUUUGCAAGUGCCAAUAUCGAUGUUUCGAGACAUAAUGGUGAUGUUCAUGUGCCCGGGAGAGAGUGGAAAGGUGAUGUUAUGGUUUUUAAUACUGUUUUUUUUUUUGUCCAUUUUUCAGUGUUUUGACUUUUUAAAUAGAUUUGGUGAUGGCGAAACAUUUGCCAUCUCUCUAUAUUUGUGAUAUUAAU